Molecule: messenger RNA, 1296 nt
Organism: Orbilia oligospora ATCC 24927
Lineage: Eukaryota; Fungi; Ascomycota; Orbiliomycetes; Orbiliales; Orbiliaceae
Exons: 6
Coding region: 1-1296 (431 amino acids)
Biological process (GO): translational initiation
Cellular component (GO): cytosol
Molecular function (GO): protein-folding chaperone binding
Source: RefSeq, a predicted model, not a curated record
AUGAAAAUGCUGCAGAGAAGUUUAAAGGCCCUCCGUUACGAUACCUUGCUACUAACCAAAUUUCGCCUCCAUGUGCCGGCAUUCGAUAUAGACCUCGGCCAAGCCUAUGAGAUUCUUUCCGAACCUGAUAAAAGAAAAGUCUAUGACCAAUAUGGUCUAGAUUUCAUACUCCGUGGCGGCGGAGCCCCCCCUCCGAAUGAUGAAAGCAAGCCGGAAGAACCCACAAAGCCGAAAGACCACCAACAAGUACCCUCCGGAACACCCAAAUUCCGACGACACAAUACUGAUGGAUACGGAUAUUCUGGGGGAAUGCCCCCGCCCCAUGGAACACCCAGCAGGACGUACACAUACUCGAGUUCGAGGGGUGGAGUUGGUGGAUAUGCGUCAUUCGACGAGUUUAAAGUCUUCAAUACUUUCAUGGCGUCAUAUGGCGAUGAUUCGUAUGGUGGGGCCCCACCGAUGUAUGGUGCUAUCCCAGGGAUGCAUGGUAUUCCUGGGAGUCCGAUGCCGAGGGAACAUUUAUCGGAGGGCAAUAAUAGUCCGUAUAUUAAAUCGAGGUACAGGGAGGAGAGGGAUAGUAGGAGAGAGAGGGAGCGGGAACGAUAUCGAGAGAAAGAAGAACGGGAGAGAGAUAGAGAUAGGGAUAGGUAUGUCAGUGAUACGGUCAACGGAAGGAGCAUCGAAAGGGACGGCUAUAGGGAUAGCCACCGAGAUAGCCACCGAGACCGGGACUCGAAGCAUGGAAAGUCGAAUGGGAAAGGAAAUGUGUCUGUUGUGGAAAGGAAGUUGCCAAUUUCGUUAGAAGAAAUUUUCAAGGGUGUUCAGAAAAAGUUACUUAUCAAGAGAAAGGCUUUUGAUGCAGACCAAAAAAUGAUCACCGAAGAAAAGAUCCUCGACAUUGCGGUUAGAGCAGGAAUGAAAGCAGGAUCUAAAUUCAAGUUUACCGGAGUUGGCGACGAAGUCUCAGACGGCGGCAUGCAGGAUUUACACAUCAUUCUCGAGGAGAAACCCCAUGAGAGGUUUACCCGCGACGGUGAUGACCUAAUCACGACUAUCGACAUUACACUAAAAGAUGCAUUGACAGGUUGGUCGAGUCAUGUCGUCAAUAUCGAGGGUUUCUCGAUUCCCGUUUCACAUGCUGGACCUACACCUCCUAACUGGUCCACCACCUUUCCGGACCACGGGAUGCCAAAAGCGAAAUCCAAAGAUCGUGGCAAUCUUGUUGUUAAAGUUAACAUCAAAUUCCCCACCUCCCUCACGUCCGAGCAAAAGGAAAAGCUGAAGGAAAUCUUAUAA